UGCUUGUCCUUUUCGACUCGUAUUGAAGGCGCACUAGAUCUUCAGACAUAUGUCUGCUACAGUUUCUGAAUUUGUUGAUGACUCUAAAAGUUUCUACACACCAACAGAGGUGUACAGAGGGACGCUGAAUUUUGCAGAGAUCAGAUCAGAUUCAGAGUCUGCGAGGCCGACGCCAUUUAUAAUAUGCACUCGAGACACAAAUGAGGAAAUCACCGCGGAUCACUUUAGGCUGAGGCUAGUGGGAGAUGAUGGGCGACAUUGCUACUCUGCAACAGUUACCUCAGACGAAUCAACUGAGAGCAACCAGUCUGCUCUCUCCUUAAGGCGAUCAAAAACAAAGAUUAAUGAUCUCGAAUGGCGCCAAUUAAUUCUGUUUCUAUUUACGCGUCAAAAUCACUUCGAGGAUGAUCAAAUGGCAGACAGUUAUCGAUACCCCAAGGUGUAUUUCAAUGCCUCGAGACAUAAAGAGGAUGGUGAAGAUUACUACAAAAUUUCCAUUGUGCAUCAACUUGAUGGCUUUACGACAGUUUUGGGUCGACUCGUGAUGUUUCGGGAUGACAAGAAAGAAGAGCUGGUUGACAUGAAUCGACUUUGUGCCCAAUCAAUCAGAGACAAUCACAAGCAAGAUUUUCUGCUCGUCAAAGCCGGUACCGAUCUCGAGCAGGCAAAGAAGAUGAUUACCGAACUUAAAGCUCAGUUAUCUGAAUUUAUCGAGAAAAAGAAGGAAAGCGAAGAUCUCCUGCUGGCAAAAUUCAAGAUUCUAUUGAACGAAAAGAAAAGAAGGAUAGCUGAGCUUGCGGCCGAGCCUGAACUGGACCAAAUGUGGGAGACUAUGGCCAGUAAUCAGUCAGAGCCUGCAACGCCAGAGCCUGAAAGGCCGCGAAAGCGCACGAGGAAAACUAGAGGUGCAGCUGGAGCAGAGGAAGUGCGAGAGCCGAGCAGGAAAACAAGAGGUGGUACGCGAAGGAAGACUAGGAAACGAGUCCAGUCCGAAUCAGGCUCUGAGGAAGAACCUGAACAGAUAGUUACUAGGUCAAGUAAGCGAAUCGCGACGCUCUUUGACCGAAAGAGUCCGGACAGUGAGACCACGCCGAGGGCGUCACAGCGUCAUCGGGAUGUAGAGUCAUCGCCACCAUUGACACCUUCUGAGAAGGCAAAGGACGCAAGAGGUGGUUCUGCAGCUGACAACGGUGAUACAGCAAGCUGGUCUGAAUCCGAUUUGGUGACUGACAAGGAUAGCGAGUGAGAAUGUAAGAUAUAGCAACCACGUAAUUGUUUGUAAAUAAACAUAGGUCUGUGCAUGUCAUUCAUUGUCUUAGAUGA
Molecule: messenger RNA, 1323 nt
Organism: Myxozyma melibiosi
Lineage: Eukaryota; Fungi; Ascomycota; Lipomycetes; Lipomycetales; Lipomycetaceae
Exons: 4
Coding region: 50-1246 (398 amino acids)
Source: RefSeq, a predicted model, not a curated record